CGGAUUGCUUUCGGUCAAGCUGCCAUCUCAGCUGCCCCCCGCCAUCACCGUGGGAAGUAACGGCGUGCCGAUCGUCAGUUCCGGCGGAAGUGCCGGCAUCUCUGGUAGCCUCGCCAGCCGCACUCAAUUCGCCGAGCGACUGAAGCUCAUCGAGGUUAACGGGCCUAACUCGCGAUCCUCGAUUGAUCCGAUGACUCCGGACGUAGAGAAUAUUUUGAAGGAGAUGACCGUGCCACUCAUGCCGUUGACGGCGAUCGCGCAGACACCGCGGAAGGAGCACGAGUCCAAGUUCACCUUCAACCCCCAUCUGGCGAAGUUGACAGAAGUCGCCCCGCCGGAGCCUGCGAAGCCUCAACGCCAGUAUACCGCCAGCAGACCGUCUGCGGAUCUCGCGCGGGAUCUGAGUCUGUCGGAUAGCGAGGAUGAGGAGAACAAGGAAACAUCGUCGAGACCGACGAGAGGAAACAGGAGUCCGGAUCUCACGGCCGUUGUCUCGAUACCUUUAUCGAAAAUCACGACGUCCAUUUUUGAGCACCAUUUGAUCUCGCGUCCUUACAGUCUAUCGACGCCGUUGAUGACAUCAGCGCCGCCGCCUUUGGCACCCAUGUCGCCCAUGGUCAUGUCACCCGUGGGCCCGUUGUCGCCCCCGCGGCCUCCGAUCAGCCCGCCGCCGAAGCGGACGCCGGAGCGAGCGCUGUCUCCUCCGCCGAUGAUUGUCAAUCACCCUCAUCCGCCAUCCGCAUGCUCCCCGAAUCCCAGCGUCGUCAUCCACCCGCCGAGUCCGGCCGAAGCGCCGCAGAGCUCCGGAAGCGCCAGCUCGAGCUCGGACUCCGGCUCGGAUUCCGGCACGGACAGCAGCGACGACUCCGAGGACGACGAUGAUCUGGCCUCGGCGCCGCCGCCAUCCAAGGGCCCCACGACGCCGCCCUCGGUCUCGCUGAAGCAGGAGAAUCUGGUCGAGGAGCCGCCGCCCGCCGAGGAACGUCGCUGGGAUCUCAGUUCCUUUUGUUUCAAAACGGUGCAGCAUGGCGAUCAGAAUUCGGAGUCGAAACCCGCUCAGGAUAACGCCAGGCGAGAUAAUACGCAUGAGAUGACGGAGACCAGAUCGCAUAGGGAACAAGCCCGCGAUUGGCAGCUCAACGGCGAGACCGUGAAGAGGUCUCACAACAUGAGUUCUCUCAGCGACAGCGAUCAUCACUCCGAUCAGGAGAAGGUUCAUCAGCUGGUCGAGGACAAUCGCGCUCAGACGGAGAAGCCGAAAGCGGCCGACACCAGGAAACGCGGACGGCCCAGGAAAUCCAUCAAGAGUCCGAAGCGCAGCCACCGGACGUCGGACGAGGGUCUGAAGGCCAGCAAGCCGCGCAGCCGGACGAGAGCGGUCGCCGCGUCCGGCAAGAAGAAGCAACCCAAGUCGAAGGAGACGGUGACCACGAGCGACGACGACAGCGACUCGAGAUCGCAGAGCGACUCCGAUAGCGAUCGUCGACCUACCAAAGUGUCGGCCGUGGCACCGACAAGAAACGAAAAGAGAUCGAGACUGAGCUUGUCGUCCAGCGACGAUGAGAGUUCGCUACCGAACAAGAAAAAUAAUAACAGUGCCUCCGAGGACGACGCCGCGCGAUGGACUAGAGUUCCCCCCAUCAAGCGGAGCAACCUGUUGGACUCGCCGAAGAAGCAGGACCAGAAGAAAAGUUCCGCCAAGGGCAAGCCUAGGCAGCCUAGAUCCAGAGUGGCCAAUGUUGCCGGCGGUUCCGACUCCGAUAGCGAAUCGGAGGUGUCUGUAAGGAGUAAUCGCAUCAAAGUCGCUCGAGUGCCACCCAGGCCGCGAGCGCCACCAACGAGGACGACCUCACCUGAUAACUCUGAUAGCGAUAACAGCCCGGCGUCGAAGUUGCAAGAGGACGACGCUGGCAAUGUACAGGACAAGAAGAAAAGCGACACGCUGCGCCACGUCUUCUCGACGUCGAAGGGCGGCGGGAAGGGUGGUGGAAAAGGUGGGAAAGGUGGUAAAGGCGGUGGUAAAUGUGGCAUCUACGUGGAGGAGUACACGAGUAAUUCUGCUACGCACACGCCGACUGGCGGUGACAGUCCUUACAAACGACCGUCCUCGCGGACGUCUAGUGGUGGCAACAAUCUUCUCCUGCGCUCCCCCCCGCCGCUCACGUAUGUGAACGGCGUACCGAGCCUCAUGUGCAAGAUCGAUCUCAGCAGAAUAUCUCCGCAAAUACUACAACUGACGAGAGGGCAAGAGCUCAGACAGCGCACCGAAUUGCCCGACACCAGGCCAUCUUCGAGGCAGAGGCCGUCUUCGAGUUUGGCGACCUCGCAACCACCGAGGCCGCCCACACCGGAGGAAGGGGAAAUCGUUGAUACGCCACCGCAGCAGCAGCAGCAGCAUGUUGUGUCGGAUCGCACGAGGAUUCACCGUUCCGACGGACUGUUGGGUGAGAGUGACGGCAGGAAUUCACGUUCUGUGAUCAAAGGCCAGCCGAUAUCGUCGGACUCGAAGAGCGGCGGUACUGUUCUCGGAGGUGCUGGUAGUGCUAGUAGUGCCGGUGCGCUCGGUAGCGCGCCCAAGAGGAAACGUAAUCCGAGUUGUAGUUCCGUGUCCAGUUUGAGCCCUGUUCAGUGUCCGGUGGAUGCGAAAACUAAAAGUAUCUCCGAGCAUAAAGACAGAAGCCGUAAGAGACAGCGGAGGCAUGCCACGAAUGACGGGCUAAUGCCCAGUCAGCAGAGUGAUAUUCAGCCGACGAAUCACGAAAGGGACGAAAAGCACGAUACGAGUUUAUUACCGCCACCACCUCUCCCAGCACAGCGCGUCUACUAUUCUUACUUUGAUCCUCAAAGUGAAAUAUUAGAGAAUCAGGAUAGGGACCAUGACCAGUACCUGAUCGAAGCUAAGCGACUAAAGCACAAUGCCGACGAGGAGAUCGAUCUUACGGCACAAGGCAUGAAAUAUCUGGAGGCCGCUCUGUACUUCCUUCUAACAGGCGACGCAAUGGAACAGGACUCAGUUUCGGAUAAAGCCUCGUAUACUAUGUACAAAGAUACUCUUAGUCUCAUCAAAUUUAUCUCGUCGAAAUUCAAGAGCCAAUCGAACAACUUGCCUGAGAAUAGCAUACACUCUAAGCUGGCCAUCCUGAGCCUUUGGUGCCAGUCGCGCUUGUACUCCAAGCUAUACAACAUGCGUAGACAGGAGGUGAAAGACGUCCAGAAGAUCAUCUAUGAAUUCAAUCAAAAGCAAUUUCAGCAACAAAUAGCUCAGACAACACCAGCUCAGGCGGAGGGACAGGGCACGCCUUCUCUCUCGCCUACGCCGUCACCCGCUGGCUCUGUAGGUUCCGUCGGAAGUCAAAGUUCCUCAGGAUACAGUAGCGGUGGUCAACACGCAACAGUCAAUGGUCAAUAUAUUAGCGUGCCAAUAAACGUCUACAAUGCGAUGAUGAAGCAAAAUCAGUAUUCAGGCUUACUUACGAAUGGUCACGAUCUGUGGGACCAGGCAAUAACGCAGGCGAGACAGGAUGAGAAUAAAAACUUUUUCAUCGACUUGGAUCGAAGGUUGGGACCCUUGACAUCGGAUAGCUCGGUACGCGAGCUUGUGCGUUACGUUCUGGCGGGUAUAAAGAAGUUGCGAGCUCUCUGACCACAGUGGCACAGCCCCCGACCAGCCACUCCAAACUACGUUACCUCCCUUCCGCAAAAUAUGGCCACUUACCCGACUAUGUACUCGUAGUUGCGUAGCGUCGUUACGUCGCGUUCACUGUGACUUUAUAUAUCAUCAAUCGGCGGCGCGAUGCACGGAGACGUGGGAAAAAACGGGAAGGUGCGAUAACGGUGUGAUAUAGCGAAAUCACGGACUAUUUUCUCUGCGAGAAGUGGUCUCAGGGGGUGCGACCGAAUCGAUAACGAGGGUCAUGGCAAUCUAGAAAAAGGAGAGAAUACGAGAAAGCUCGUGUGGUCUCCUUUAGUCGGACAACGUGGGGGCAUUCUUGAUAUAAAUUUAGCAGCAAGUUUAUAGUCAAUUGUAAAGCGCGUGCCUGAGGGGGCGAGGGAAAGAGGCGGUCAACCGAGAGGGAGGGAGGGAGAGAGAGAGAGAAAAGUCCGCUUUAUCUUACCACGGUGCAUAUACGAAUCUCGUGCACUUUGUUUAGAGCACGUGUUACUUACUCUCGAGGCGCAGUGGAGAAUUGUUGGACGGGAGAAAUUGAUAUCGAGGCGCUUCGCGAGCGACGACGCGAGCGCAUUAGAUUUCUAGCGAGCCGCAGUGAUAACUCGUGUCUAUUUUUUCCGAAGUGUCCGCUUUUGUAAGUUAUCGCAUAGAUACCGACACGAGCUCGGAGUGGGAAGGGGAGAAUCGGAGGUAGGAGGGGAAAAAAUAGGAAAAUGAGAAGGGCCGAAAACGAGAAAAGAGAGGAAGUGAAAACCACUGAAGGGGGUAGUAGAAGUGCCACGUAAAAGCGCCCGUGUGUUCUCGCUUCACGGUGCGCCCGCAGCCGACGUUACCUGAAGCAUGAGUAUCGUUUCGGCGAUUCGAAUGCGAUGAAUAUAAGGGAAUACAUAUUUAAUAUAUAUAUAGUUUAUUACCUAUAUAAAUAUAUAUAAAUAGUUAUAAAGAUAAGAAUAUAUUUAAUGACGCGAGGAGAGAUGACGCGCAUCUCGCGCGCCGCGUUUCAGUACAGGGGAACAGAUGACAGUUGUAUUCGCGAAUGGGAGGUGAUAUGAAGGAAAAGGGCGGAGAGGAGAGGUGGCCAGAAAUCGGAGUGAUUUCGGUGGAGGAGAGUGCGCGAGCAACAGGAUCAACAACCAGGAUCAAGUGAUGUGCUAUAGUUAAACUAUAGUUCUUAACAUUUGCGUGCGAAGCACACGACUCUUUUUGUAGAUAGAUCACGGGGGAAGUAAUUUUAGAUUAGAGUAAUUAAUAUGCAAGCAGGAAAUCCAGUAACAGAUGCGAUUAUACCAAUACAUAUUAUUUACAUUUACUUAGAAGUUAACCGGGAGAAUUAAGUAGAGGGUUCUAGUGCGAUUGAAAAGUAAAAAAAGAGGAAGAAAUAAUGACAUACCGCAUACACAACAUAUACCAAUAGCAUAAUUUAAACAAAAACGCAAGCGAGGGGAAGAACGAAGCGGGAUGAACGCUAGAGAUAAAACGCACGCUGAGAGUGC
Molecule: messenger RNA, 5163 nt
Organism: Wasmannia auropunctata (little fire ant)
Lineage: Eukaryota; Metazoa; Arthropoda; Insecta; Hymenoptera; Formicidae
Gene: lilli
Product: AF4/FMR2 family member 4-like
Exons: 16
Coding region: 191-3643 (1150 amino acids)
Biological process (GO): regulation of gene expression
Cellular component (GO): nucleus; super elongation complex
Source: RefSeq, a predicted model, not a curated record